CGCGCGCGAAUCGCGAUGAGGGCCCAUCUAGUCUACUAACUGUUGCUGCAGCCCAGCACGGUCCCUCCUGCUUUCUGCGGUCAAAAACAAACAGGCCAUUUCUGCUGUUUUCUUACCGACACUUGUCCACCUCGACAGUUCUACCGUCAUAUCAUCGACCGGUUAUCACAGUUACCCCUCAUCAUCAAUUGUACAUCCCGCCACGUCUCAAGAUGUCUGUCGUCUCCCUCCUCGGUGUCGAGGUCAAGAACAACCCCGCACCCUUCGACGCGCCUUAUGAGUUCGAGAUCACCUUCGAGUGCCUAGAGCAGCUGCAGAAGGACGUCGAAUGGAAGUUGACCUAUGUCGGCUCUGCCACAUCUAACGAAUAUGACCAAGAGCUUGACACUGUGCUCGUCGGACCUGUUCCCAUGGGCGUCAACAAGUUCAGCUUCCGUGCCGACCCCCCAGACCUAUCGCGCAUCCCCAACAGCGAGAUUAUCGGUGUGACAGUCAUCUUAUUGAGCUGCAGCUACCAGGACCGGGAGUUCGUACGCGUAGGCUACUACGUCAACAACGAAUACACAGAAGAGGCACUUGCAAGUGAGCCACCUGCCAAGCCUGUUAUCGAGAAGGUGCAAAGGACAAUCUUGGCUGAGAAGCCGCGUGUGACGCGCUUCGCAAUCAAGUGGGAUUCUGAGGAGUCUGCUCCUGCCGAGUUCCCUCCUGAGCAACCCGAGGCCGACCUUGUUGCCGACGGCGACCAGUAUGGUAUCGAAGAAGAGGAGGAAGAGGAAGAGGAGGAAGGAGAGGGUGCCGCCGUUGAAGGCGAGGAUGCUGCAAUGGCUGGUGCCGAUGAUACCGCAGGCCCUGCAAACGACGAAGACGCCGAAUCUGAAGCUGGCAGUGAGGAGAUCGAUAUCGAGGAGUCUGAGGACGACGACGACGAGGAAGAGGGCGAAGAAGGGGGUGACGAUGAUAUGGAGAUGGAUGAGGGGGGCGGCGAGAAGCAAGCUCAGCAGCCGGCUGCCCAGCAGCAACAGGGCACAGAUGUCAUGGUUCAUUGAUGAUUAGAAAUGGCACACAGUGGGGUCUUGGACAACUUGUGGAUACGCUGGUUGUUGGAUUCCUGAAAUGGUUUACGAGCGCAUGCUUUCUAGAUGAAGAACGAAAUUUCUGACCAUCUUGGUGUCCCGUUAAAUGAGUUUCCU
Molecule: messenger RNA, 1190 nt
Organism: Dothidotthia symphoricarpi CBS 119687
Lineage: Eukaryota; Fungi; Ascomycota; Dothideomycetes; Pleosporales; Dothidotthiaceae
Product: histone deposition protein Asf1
Exons: 4
Coding region: 213-1046 (277 amino acids)
Biological process (GO): nucleosome disassembly; nucleosome assembly; DNA replication-dependent chromatin assembly
Cellular component (GO): nucleus
Molecular function (GO): histone binding
Source: RefSeq, a predicted model, not a curated record